AUGACCGAUCAACGGCCAGAUCCGGCUCCCAACCGCCAUCAAUUGGCUGACUGGUUGAGCGUGUCUUGCGACAGAGUCGUCACUGUAGAGCACCCCUCUGUUGUCAGAGAUAUCGACAAGGGUCUGCUUUCCCUUGGCGGUGAACACCACAUCAAACAUCUGCUUGCUCCUGCCGGCCAGACAUUAUCUGUCGGUCUUUCGUUGCGUCCACAUGAUCCCCUCGUCAAGAAGCUCGUCUCGAAAGAGAUGCCUGUUCAAAACGUUCUUCUUCGCGUGACCAUCCCAAAACGAACUGGUCGUAAACGGAAGCGAGGUUCGAACGACCCUUUUGAAUUUCAUCGUGACAGAAAUGAGACAUCAGAGGAUGAUACUAUGUCGAUACCCUUGACGGCUGAACAGCUGCGAAGCCGACUUAUUGACAAUGCGGAUACAUACACCAUCCAGCCUGUUGCCACAAUCAAGCAAACCCACAGAUUCCGUGCUCUACCAGAUUUCCAGCUACGUGCUGGUUCCCAGCCAGUCAUGAAGCAGAUCGGCAAGAGUCUUGUCAAUCCUACCCUGUCGAGUAUCAAGAACUUCAAAGUCGACAUGACUCCUGGUCGACCAGCUGACGAAGAGCUCAUUGCACCGCCAAACUUUACUUCGUUCGAGCAGUCUUUGAACUAUCUGUACAAGCAGAACCCCGGUGUCACACAUGUGACGGACGAAAAAGGUCGCGUCAAGACUGUCAACACACAAGCUGCAAAGAAGCGCCAAGUCGUCUCGGUAGCUCACGAUGUCAAGAACGUGCCUACGAAGCCACCCAAGGGUCUCAUGGCCAUUGAGAAGCAGUCUGAAGCUCUUCAGCAAUGUGUCAAGAACCUGCUGGAACUUCUCGAGACCAGACCCGCAGUCACUCGACGUGUGGCAUGCAACCUCGUCGAUUGGGGUAAUGAGGCCCUCUUCAAGGAAGCUACGCAGUAUGUGGGAUACAGCUUCAAGUCUGGUCCCUUCCGCGAUACGCUCGUCAAAUACGGUCUCGAUCCUCGGGCCGAUCCGAAGUAUCGUUGCUAUCAAACUUUCUCCUUUCAGCUUGUAGCAAAAGACAAGGUCGUUGCUGCAGCAAAAAAGAUGCGUGAUGGCAAGAAUCAGUGGAUCAGGAGUGAUCGCUACAAGAAAGAUGAAGAGCCGUCACAUGUUUUUGAUGGCAAGAGCAUGACCACAAAUGGCAAGACAUGGCAGGUCUGCGACAUCAAGGAGCCUGUCCUUGCAGGUCUGCUGGCGACCGAGAAUUUGCGAUCCGAAUUCGACCCUGUCAACUAUGGUUGGUAUCUCAACGGCACAGUCGCCAAAGCACGUAUCAUCAUGCGAGACAUGAUCGGUAUGAUGCUUUCUGGGCAGGCGCCUGACACAGCAUCGUACGAGACAGUGUCCGCUAUACCGGAUGAAGUUGACAAGACGACCUAUCCACAAACCUACUUCGAGAGAAGCGCUCAUCCCGAAAAGGUGAUGCAACUCUCAGGAGAAAUCAGAAACUUGGUAAAGACGGACAUUGCUCAAAGAGUUAGAGACAAGUUCAGGGGCGAAGGAGAGGUGUAUGGCGAGAAUACACAAGGUGGUGCAGAAGACGGAGAGGUUGAAGGAGAUGGGAUGGAAGACGAUGGUGAGAUGGAGGGCGACCUCGAAGACUUUGGAGGUGAGACAGAGGCUUAG
This is a messenger RNA of Aureobasidium namibiae CBS 147.97, 1692 nucleotides long. RefSeq lists its product as uncharacterized. The record is from RefSeq and is a predicted model, not a curated record. Bases 1 to 1692 code for a protein of 563 amino acids. Gene Ontology annotation, cellular component: transcription factor TFIIIC complex. Gene Ontology annotation, biological process: transcription initiation at RNA polymerase III promoter. The transcript has 4 exons. NCBI's taxonomy places the organism in Eukaryota, Fungi, Ascomycota, Dothideomycetes, Dothideales, Saccotheciaceae.